This is a messenger RNA of Plasmopara halstedii, 333 nucleotides long. RefSeq lists its product as uncharacterized. The transcript has 2 exons. Bases 1 to 333 code for a protein of 110 amino acids. Lineage: Eukaryota; Oomycota; Peronosporomycetes; Peronosporales; Peronosporaceae. The record is from RefSeq and is a predicted model, not a curated record.
AUGGGCAACGCGUGGCUAAAUAAAAACGAAAUAGGUGAUACAAAUGGCCCUGAAUUUCUGAAAGCCGCGCGAGGAUACGUUUAUCAUAUUGGUCUGUCUGAAGAGCAAGUUGCGGGAGAAGUUGAUAAAAAUGAGGAAGCCCCUGCAAAUGUGUUGGUGCUGGUUCGGACCGAAAAUAGAGGCGUAAAACGGCGGCAGACGGAUACCAUCGAUCUGAAACGAAUAAAAGAAUUGGCCGCACUUGAUCAACAACUUAACAAUGGCGUAGUACUCAAGUGGCUUUACAUCCGACCUGAGUCUUGUGACCUUGAUGAUAUCAUCGAGCAAAUUUAA